AAAAGACGUCAGAAGCGAUUCAAAUUUUACCGCGCGUUGCUGCGGAGCGCGACGACAGCUGUUUGUCGUCAUAUUUCAUAUCUUAUUUAGUUUAUCGAAGCAGUUCCGCUUUAAUACUGUACAAUGAUGUCUUCUCGGAGGAGUGAAGCCCUGGCGUCCUCUCUGAUUACUGGGGUCAAUCAUGCAAUGGCCCGGCUUGUGGACAUAUGGGAUAGCAUUGGCAUAAUGGAGGAGCAGAGGGUAGAACGGAUGCAAACCGUGAACAAACAUAUAGAUGAGCUUUUGCAUUCAAUGAUAAUGGAGGAAGAGGCAUUGAGACAUCGCAUCAAAACCGACGUCCUUACCUUCCAGAAACAAUUAGAUACGCUUUGCUUGGAACUGGGAGUGGAGCCAUGCAAAUUGGAGGAAAAACUUACAGUCCUCCAGAUGGAGAAGAACCUGCGGUGCCGCGUUGAAUCUCUUCUAAAGGAGAAGAAUGAACGUUUAAGAGAAAUGAAUGAUUUAAAGAAGCAGGAUGAGGAUUUGUGCGUGACUUUGUGCGCUACACCAUAUUACAUCCCGUCAGGAAGUGUGCCUUCUCAAUCCCAGCUGCAGGAACUGAAGGAGCAUGUUGAAAAACUCAGCAAAGAAAAAGUGAGCAGGGAGAAGGUGUUCUCUGGACUCAGGGAUGACAUCAGGAGCCUGAUGGAUGAGAUGGGACAUGAACCAGAGAGCAGUCUAGAACGGGAGUCCAUCUGCCCUGACACUGAUAUUUUUCUGCUCACACAUGAUAACAUCAAAGCCUUGCAACUGUUACUCAGUCAGCUUCAAAUAAAAAAGGAGUCCUUGUUUUCAGCCAGAGAUAAACUGAAGGAGCGAGCUACAAGCCUGUGGAAUCGUCUGAGUUGUCCUGAGCCUGAAGGCGAGGCGUUCAGAGAGGCUGCCAUGAGCACUCUUUCUGAUGAUAUCAGACGGUGGAAGGGCUACGUAGAACAUCUUGAGGAGCUGCAGCUAGCUCAGCUGGAGGAGGUGGUAAAUAAGGUCCGACAAGAGCUUGUGGUUCUCUGGAACAAAUGCAUGUGUGGACCAGAAGAGAGAGAGCCAUUCAGUGUUCACUUCUCUGAUAAUCACUACACCGAGGAGCUGCUGGCCCUCCAUGACACCGAGCUCCUAAGAAUGAAGGUGUUCUUUGAGGAAGCACAGCCCAUACUGGAAGACCUGGAGAAAUGGAAGAGGAACUGGGCUCUCUUUCAAGAGUUUGAGAGAAAGGCUGCAGAUCCCAAUCGCUUCAGUAACAGAGGGGGGUCUCUGCUCAAAGAGAGUAAGGAUAGGGCCAAAGUACAGAAGCUGCUUCCAAAGCUGGAAGAGGAAUUGAGAAGUCGCAUAGAAGUUUGGGAAAAGAAUCAUGGGACUUCCUUUCUGGUGCUAGGUCAGAGGAUCAUGGAUUAUAUCUCCAGUCAUUGGAAAGAGCAUUGUUUGCAAAAAGACAAGGAGAAGAAUGAACGCAUGACAAAGAAAGCUGAAACCUCUCAGUUUAAAACUCCCACAAAGAGACCUCACGGCACAACGUAUACUACCCCUACCCCUAACAAAAUUAAAAAGACGCCCAACAUGUUGGCAGUUCGCACUGCCACUGUGAGCAGCAUCAGUAGCACCAGCAGCAGCAGCACCAGCGGAGGCAGCUCAUCUACUACAUUUCUGUGUGUGCCAGGAAGACCUCAACUCUCAGCCAAGAGGACUAAGACUACAGAGGGCAGUUCUGGCUCACGUGUGCCGCUGCAGGAGUUCAACAGUGACAAAAAACCGGUUGCGAUGAGUUACUCCGCUUUUACCAGCGAGCUCUCCAGGAAAGCCAACACUGAUGCUUUUCUCAAUUCCACCGUUAAAGACAUGCUUUGACUGGACUGUCAACAUUUUAUGCUUUUAUUUAUUUUUUUAUGAGGUUUAGGUCACAAAUAAUAAGGUUGAGACUGUACAGAAUACAACUAUUCUCAGGUGUUUGUCCUUUCUUUGACCAAUGCAGUGACUUUCCAGAGACAUUGUUUUUUAAAAACAGUAAUUAUAUAUAUUUUUAAAACAUUGUUUACUUGCCUAUUCAUUCUGUGUGUGUAUAUAUAUAUAUUAGCUCAUAAAAGGUCAGUAGUUUCCUUGUUACGGCACUUUUAAUAAAAUGCUUUUCAUACA
Molecule: messenger RNA, 2163 nt
Organism: Puntigrus tetrazona (Sumatra barb)
Lineage: Eukaryota; Metazoa; Chordata; Actinopteri; Cypriniformes; Cyprinidae
Gene: prc2
Exons: 14
Coding region: 124-1878 (584 amino acids)
Biological process (GO): microtubule cytoskeleton organization; mitotic spindle midzone assembly
Cellular component (GO): cytoplasm; mitotic spindle midzone; spindle
Molecular function (GO): microtubule binding
Source: RefSeq, a predicted model, not a curated record